This is a messenger RNA of Xenopus tropicalis (tropical clawed frog), 596 nucleotides long. It is a transcript of the gene cryga.2, whose product is annotated as crystallin gamma a gene 2. The coding region runs from base 1 to 564 and encodes 187 amino acids. NCBI's taxonomy places the organism in Eukaryota, Metazoa, Chordata, Amphibia, Anura, Pipidae. The transcript has 3 exons. The record is from RefSeq and is a predicted model, not a curated record.
AUGACCACUGUUCUCAGCAAAGGCCUAAACUGGUCCCAAAGGGAAAAGAUCAUCUUUUACGAGGACAGGAAUUUUGGUGGGCGCUUCUAUGAAUGCGACACCGAUAGCUCCGACUUGAUAUCCUUCUUUAACCGCUGUGGCUCAAUUCGUGUUGAACAUGGAAACUGGAUCAUCUAUGAAUUCCCCAACUUUGGGGGGUACCAGUAUUUUCUGAAAAGAGGGGAGUAUCCUGAUUUUAACAAGUCAAUUUGUUUUGGUGAUUCCAUCCGUUCUUGCAGGAUAAUUCCACAGCAUGGAACAUGCAGAAUAAGAGUUUAUGAGAAAGAAGAUUUUAAAGGUCAAAUGAUGGAGUUCACUGAAGAUUGCCCCCAAGUUUAUGAAAAAUUUAAUCACCACAAUAUCAGUUCCUGCAAUGUGGUUGAAGGGCAUUGGAUCUUUUAUGAUGAACCCAAUUACAAAGGAUGUCAUUACUACCUGCGACCUGGGGAGUACAAAAGAUAUAAUGACUGGGGAGCUGUAAGCAGCAGGGUUGGUUCCUUUAGAAGAGCAUCCGAUUUUAAUUGAUAAAAAAAUAAAAUAUUGUUCAUGUAUCUAAA